Messenger RNA from Syzygium oleosum, 1661 nucleotides. Its product is annotated as cytochrome P450 CYP82D47-like. Gene Ontology annotation, biological process: defense response to other organism. The transcript has 3 exons. The record is from RefSeq and is a predicted model, not a curated record. The coding region runs from base 39 to 1646 and encodes 535 amino acids. Gene Ontology annotation, molecular function: iron ion binding; oxidoreductase activity, acting on paired donors, with incorporation or reduction of molecular oxygen; heme binding. NCBI's taxonomy places the organism in Eukaryota, Viridiplantae, Streptophyta, Magnoliopsida, Myrtales, Myrtaceae.
AGGACUUGGCUCUUUCAACCCUUUCCUUUACAGCCACCAUGAAUCUCCUCUUCUCGUGCCUUAACACCAGUAAUAUCGGGAUCUUAACGGCGUUUCUCUUGACGGUUUGGUUACUCUGGAGGUCGCCUAGAGCCAGCAAAGCCAAACUACCGCCGGAAGCUGCCGGAAAAUGGCCCCUUUUCGGUCAUCUCCACCUCCUAGCGGGACCCAAGCUUCCACAUGAGGCCUUGUGCGAAUUGGCCGACAAGUACGGGCCCAUCUUCAGGAUCCGCGUCGGGGUGCACCCGGCUUUGGUGGUUUGCAGUCGCGAGGCGGCCAAGGAGUGCUUCACGGUGCAUGAUGUCGCGGUCUCUUCGCGUCCCAAGCUCAUGAGCGGGAAGCUCCUGGGCUAUGACUAUGCAAACUUCGGGUCUGCCCCGUAUGGGGCGUAUUGGAGAGAAAUGCGGAAAGUGACGGCCUUGGAGCUGCUCUCCAAUCGCCGGCUCCAGCUGCUGAGUCAUAUCAGAGAGUCGGAGAUGGAGAUUUGGUUGAAAGCUAUGUACAGGAGGUGGAUUGAGACGAAAGAUGGCACGGACCAUGCCCGGUUAGAGAUGAAAAUGUGGUUCGGGGACUUGAACCUCAACGUGAUCCUACGAAUGGUCACGGGGAAGCGCUACUUCAUCGGCAGUGCGACAGGGGGUGACGAGGGGAAGGCGGGGCGGUGCCAGAAGGCGGUGAAGGAGUUGUUCCACCUGGCGGGGCAGUUUUUGAUGGCGGAUGUGGUCCCCUUUUUGGAGUGGCUUGACGUGGGAGGGCAUCAGAAGGCCAUGAAGAGGACGGCGAAGGAGAUGGACGGUAUACUUCAGGAAUGGUUGGAGGAGCUUCGCCAGAAGGAGGAGGAGGAUUCAUCGGGUGGUGUUAAUGUUGAGCAGGAUUUCAUGGACGUUCUGCUUUCUGUCAGGGUUGAGUCUAAACCAGAGGAUGUUGAUGCUGAUACCAUCAACAAAGCCACAACUAUGAGUCUUGUCGCCGGAGGCACGGACACGACCGCCGUCACCCUAACAUGGGCUCUCGCCUUGCUCCUAAACAACCCGCUCGCCAUCAAGAGGGCCCAAGCUGAGCUGGACAUCCACGUAGGAAGGGACAGGAUGGUCAAAGAGUCGGACCUGAGAAAGCUCGCCUACGUCCAAGCCAUAGUCAAGGAGACCCUCCGCCUGUACCCUCCUGCCCCACUCUCGGGCAUGCGCGAGUUCACCCAGGACUGCACCGUCGGAGGGUACCACGUGCCCGCGGGCACGAGGCUCAUCGUCAACCUGUGGAAGCUCCAGAGAGACCCAAGCGUCUGGGAGCGGCCCGACGAGUAUGAGCCUGAGCGGUUCUUGACCGGCGCGCACAAGGACGUGGAUGUGAAGGGCCAGCACUUCGAGCUCAUCCCGUUCGGGGGCGGCCAUCGGGCUUGUCCCAGGGCGAACUUUGGCGUUCAAAUGGUGCAGCUGACGCUGGCCAGCUUAUUGCAUGGGUUUGAUGUGAGGACCGCUCAAGGCAAUGGCGCUGUGGACAUGACUGCUGUUGCUGGGCUGACCAUCGACAAGGCCACUCCGCUUGAAGUCAUGGUGAGGCCGCGCUUGUCUCCUACUUACGAGGGAUUUGGAUCUUCUGUAGAUUAGGUCCUUCAUUGCCCA